GUUCUAGGGCAGGUCACUUUAAUCUCUUUAGCUUUAAACUGUCCAACUCGCAACUCGCGUUUCUCUAUAAGGGAUCUUUACCAUUUCCCUGCCUAUGCGGCCGGAGCGCCGUGCCUCUCCCCAGCAGAGACAACCGCCUUCCAGGCGCUGCCCAGAUUGCUUCCGACACCCUUAAAAUAAUACUGCAGCCCGGCGCCCCUGCCAUGGAUUCCUUUAAAGGUGGAAUGAAUUUGGAGAGACUGCCUGAGAGCUUGAGACCCCAACCCUCUCAUGACAUGGCUUCCAGCUUCCAUUUGCAAAGAUCCUCGGAACCCAGAGACCCGAUCGACAACUCAGCCAGUGAAUCCUCCGACACGGAGGUGCCAGAAAAAGAACGUAGCGGAGAGCAGAAAAACGAGGACGGGGCCGCCGACGACCCUGCGAAGAAGAAGAAGCAGCGGCGGCAGCGGACCCACUUCACCAGCCAGCAGCUGCAGGAGCUGGAGGCCACCUUCCAGCGGAACCGCUACCCCGACAUGAGCAUGAGGGAGGAGAUCGCCGUCUGGACCAACCUCACCGAGCCCCGAGUCCGGGUUUGGUUCAAGAACCGCCGAGCCAAGUGGAGAAAGCGGGAGCGGAACCAGCAGAUGGACCUGUGCAAGAACGGCUACGUGCCCCAGUUCAGCGGGCUGAUGCAGCCCUACGAUGACAUGUACGCCGGCUACCCCUACAACAACUGGGCCACCAAAAGCCUCACCCCGGCGCCGCUCUCCACCAAGAGCUUCACCUUCUUCAACUCCAUGAGCCCCCUCUCCUCGCAGUCCAUGUUCUCGGCGCCCAGCAGCAUCCCCUCCAUGAACAUGCCCUCCAGUAUGGGCCACUCGGCCGUGCCGGGCAUGGCCAACUCCGGCCUCAACAACAUCAACAACAUCAGCGGCUCCUCGCUCAACUCGGCCAUGUCCUCGCCGGCCUGUCCCUACGGGCCACCGGGCUCGCCCUACAGCGUCUACCGGGACACUUGCAACUCCAGCUUAGCCAGCCUCAGACUGAAAUCAAAGCAGCACUCGAGUUUCGGCUACAGCAGUUUGCAAAGCCCCGGCUCUAGUUUAAACGCCUGUCAGUACAACAGUUGACGGACUUGACACAAACCACCUCCGACAAAGCACCCCCGACAAAGC
This is a messenger RNA of Parus major (Great Tit), 1157 nucleotides long. It is a transcript of the gene PITX1, whose product is annotated as paired like homeodomain 1. The transcript has 4 exons. Gene Ontology annotation, cellular component: nucleus. Lineage: Eukaryota; Metazoa; Chordata; Aves; Passeriformes; Paridae. Gene Ontology annotation, biological process: anatomical structure morphogenesis; regulation of transcription by RNA polymerase II. Gene Ontology annotation, molecular function: RNA polymerase II cis-regulatory region sequence-specific DNA binding; DNA-binding transcription factor activity, RNA polymerase II-specific. The record is from RefSeq and is a predicted model, not a curated record. Bases 204 to 1112 code for a protein of 302 amino acids.